AGGUAAAAAUAUGACCGAUAAGGAGAAUUUCUACUCGGGAUUCUUUCUUGGACGACUGCCAGGCUCAUUUGACAGCCGAUUUUUGAUUAAAGUCGCCUGUUUUCAGCCCGGAAAAGAGGAAAGAAAUGUUUUUGAGCUUACAACAGAUACAAAGAGAGAAGAAGAUUAUGGAGAAAUGGUGCAUUUUUGGGUAGACAAAGGACCUCUCCAGAACAAGUCAUUCGUCCGGUUUGAAGAGAAUUACGAGACUUUUUUUAUUCAUGAGAAUAAGAUGUUUGACAGAAUCGUGCAUACGGAUAAAGAUUUUUAUGUUGGAGUCAACGACCUUCCAGAUUCAGAUAUCUACAUACAUCCAGAUUUAGGAAAAAUGAUUGAUACCCGUUCAAUUGUGACGCCGGGAAAGAAAUACAACUUUAUCACUUUCGAGGUCAAACAGAAUGAAAACAAUAGUUUUGAUAUUGAAAUUGUUGGUGGAGAAGUUCAGGGAAAAGAAAAGAAUUCUGAAGAGCCAUCUGCCAAGGAAAAAAUAAUUCAAAAAAUGGAACAAGUUCAUGAAGUGAUGAAAGUAGAGUAUGAGUACAAUAAAAAUGAAGAAACCGCGAAUUGGGAUGUAAUCGGACAUUUGAAACUCAUCAAAUUUUAUGACAAAGAUCUCACAUCUGGGCUUCGUCCUGUACUACGGCUUAUGGAUAAUAGACACGUUGCGUUGUUCAAGAAGCAGAGAGAAACCAUGCCAAUCAAGAUGAUCAAAGUGAUUGAAGUAGACGGAAUUUGGAAGGAUGAUGUUAAUUUCGUACCGCAAGAAGGUACACUUCUUCCUACAGAUCAUGAUGAAAAAACCGUCGUCCUAUUGGGAAAUGAUUACCGUCAUAAAUUCGAACGUUUGUUCAAACGUGAAGACGUGUUCAGAUUGGAAUCCAAUAAUACGCUUACGCAUCUUAAAUUCUGGCAGUUCACAACGGAGCAGACUUGCUGCCUCUUCAUCAUCGUCAUCAAUCUCCAACCAAUACGAACUUCGCUUUAGGGAAAUGUGUAGCGAGUCCUCCGAUCUUGAUCAUUGGAAUUUGUGAAGCUUCGUCGAGCAUCACCAAUCCAAUCUCAUUCGCUUUGCUGGCGAAUCCAAUAUCAUUGAGAGCUGUGUGAAUCGAUGCUGUAGUCCCGAUGAUGAUUGCUGUCUCAUGAAUCUUCAUCAACGCCGUCCAGAUGGUAUGUGCUGGGGGCUCCGUUUUGUAUGGUGCUUUGCAUCGAACUCUAAUCUCGUUGUUCAACAUCGGCGACGGAAGAAGUCCAUGAGCGUUCAAAUGUCUCGCGGCGUCAAUAAUUGCAGGAUGGGUUCCUCUGACAUUCGGUCUGUUGACUGACUGCACGACCUCCGUGAACACUUCUCUCCAUAGAAUCGGGAAAUCAUCCUCUGUGAGCACUUCCGGCUUCGCCUCAUCUCUCAAACGCGCUGACAUGGCUCGAACAACCUUCACUCUUCCUCUGGGUGCCAACGAACGAAUCGCAUCAUGAAUUGCCUUCACUGCUCCAUUGUUGUUCGCUGAAAUAAUAACUCUUUGGAUAUUUUGAUUUGAAAAUUCGAUAGCUGUUGCAGCUACCGCCUUGGUUUUACCCGUGCCAAAGGCACCAUCCAAUGAUAAAGCUCCGAGCUUCAGGUCGCAACAAGCUUGAAUGAACGUGCUCUGUUGAGCUGAACACACGAAGUUCUGAUAUCUGAACUCCUUAUGUGGAUAGUUUAAGCCAUUACUUGCUAUGAUUGGACCACCAUUUAACGCUGCAAAGGUUGCCAAACCUUUAUUACGAUCCAACACCGUAUCCACUGGAACAACAGGAGUUGCUGCUAGAAGGUGACCAUCUGCUUCUUUAGUUUGUUUUAUAAGGACUGCGUCCUCUCCGACCGCCAAAAUGUGAACUGCAUUAUCGGCCGGUCUCAGAAUUCUGCACUCGAUCGUGGUGAUCGCAUCCGUCGACUGCACCGCGUGAUCGACCGCUGCUGGCACGAAGGUUCCGGCUGGUGUUUCGAUCGAGAAUUUGGUACCAUUCUUCCAAUUGCACGCCUUGACUGGCCUUCCAGGAUAUUGAAGAGCAAAAGAAACCUUCAUUGAUCCUUCCAAUUCACGUAC
Molecule: messenger RNA, 2123 nt
Organism: Caenorhabditis elegans
Lineage: Eukaryota; Metazoa; Nematoda; Chromadorea; Rhabditida; Rhabditidae
Gene: eri-6
Product: Enhanced RNAI (RNA interference)
Exons: 8
Coding region: 11-1024 (337 amino acids)
Source: RefSeq, marked reviewed